UCCGCACUUGAACUUAAAUUUCAUCCCAUUUUUCACAGGCAACUCAUGCCACUCGCGCAGGCUACAUCCAGAGGGGCAGGACAGGACUCGUCACGCCUAAUGCAAAGAAGUAAAGACAUACUGGACAUUGACAGAGUUGGAGAGGAGGUGGCGUCUUAAUUGUCGCCUGGCUCUCUUCGCUGUCUGCAGGAAAGAGGAAGAAUUGCAAGUCUGCGCACCGAUGCCCGAGCACAUGGAGAUCGCUGCCAGAGGUUCCAUCACUUGGCAAUCCAACUACGCACAGGGAUUUGGAUUUUAGAUAGAGCUUUUGUAUUAUUAUUAUUCAGACAAAGCAAAUUACAUCUUUGCGGAGUAGCGAUAUAGUAAUGGCGUGCGCAAGAACACGGUAGCAUAAGGGAUCUUUGUCAGAAUAUAGUGUAAAUAAAGCGCACUUUUGGUGAAUCGCUUUCUCGUGGGGAGAAGAGGACGUUGAUACUUUGAGGACAUAGUCGUCACUAUACAUUAACAACAAGUCCGCUUUUCGUGUGUUCCAAUACUGGUCAGUCGCCAGACCUUUUACGCACGGCGGUCCCCGUCCAGGUGCCAACGUGCUGUUGGUCAACAAUAGAUUUUACACACGUCCACCGACAAGACUUUCUUGGCAAAACCAAGUGGACAGACAGUUCUUUCACAGCUUUCCUCAAAGCGCUUAAAGAAACAAGCAAAAGUAUCACUCCAAACGAAGAGGCUACAUUUGGGACGGACGAACGCCUCGGGAAAGUUACUGGAAAGCAAAGAGGGGGAGGCACGGGAGCAUCUGACCCGUUCAAGUCCAGGUCUCCGGGCGAUGCGAGUGUAAAUGCCAGGGCAAUGUCCCGUCGCAAGCAGGGGAAUCCGCAGCACUUAACCUUGUCACAGAGGGAGACCAUACGACCGGACACCAAUCAUGAGUCGGAGGCGGGCCAGCGCUCCCCGGCGACCUCCGUGCCCAGUCCGGUGGGCAGCGGCAGUAGCAGCAGCCCCACCAGCAGCAGCAGCGUGGGUAGCACCGGCGUCGGCAACGGUGUCGGCAACAGUGGCAACGGCCUCCGUGCCAAUGGCGGCAACGGCCUCCACGACCUGCUGACGUGCGGCCAGUGCCACACCAACUUCCCGCUGGCCGACAUCCUGCUGUUCAUCGAGCACAAGCGCCGCGUGUGCCGUAACAGGGCCGGAGCCGCGCCGGACGUCUACCACAAGCCGGGCAACCGAGGCAGCCCCUCGCCGCUGCGCGCGGUGGCCGGUGGAAGGAGGCCGGUGGAAGUGGGGGUCCAGGUGGGCCCCGAGGAGCAUGAACAGGAGCGGAGGCUGACCCCUGCCAAAGGCAUCUGCCCCAAGCAGGAGAGCAUCCCUACAGGUAAGGAUGAACCCUCCAGCUAUAUCUGCACCACGUGCAAGCAGUCCUUCAGCAGCGCCUGGUUCCUGCUGCAGCACGCCCAGAACACGCACGGCAUCCGCAUCUACCUGGACACGCACCACCUGACGGGCGGCGGUGGAGGCUCGCUCACGCCGCGCAUGGCCCUGCCGCCCCCGCUGGGCGCUGACUCGCUGCCCCGCUCGCCCCUGGCCAGCUUCCUGGGCGACAGCGCCAACCUGCACAGCCACAUCCUGCGCAUGGCGGCGCCGCUCUUGCGCGAGCACCCCCCGCCCCCUCUGCCGCCCCCACCCCCGCCGGGCUACAUGGAGACGCGGCUACCCUCCACGCCGCCCUCCUUCGUCAGCCCACCGCCCCCUCCGCGACACCACCACCCCCACCACCACCACCACCCGCACCACCACCCGCACCACCACCACCACCCGGCCCUGGAGCGCCUGGGCCCGGAGGAGAUGGGUCUGCUGGCCCAGCACCCGAGCGCCUUCGAGCGGGUGAUGCGCAUGGCGCCCAUGGCCGUGGAGCCGCCGCCCUCCAUGGACUUCUCGCGCCGCCUGCGGGAGCUCGCCAGCAACAGCAACGGCACCACCGGGAGCGUUAGCGCUGCCGCCGCCGCAGCUGCCGUGGCCGCCGCCGGCGGGGGACCCACGCCUCCCGUCUCGCCCAACCGCGUGCCGCCCAUGCACCGGCUGCUCAGCCCCACGCUCUUCCAGCCGGGUGUGGGUGUUGGUGGUGGCGGUGCCGGAGGUAAACCCCCUCCGCCGGGCUCCCUGCUGGGAAGCCCAGCUCUGCUCCAGCUCCAGCAGCAUCACCAGAACCAGCAGCACCAGGCUCCGGCGCUGCCCGGUCCCCAGCAGCAGCAGCAACAGAUGCGGGGAAGCGGCGGCUCCUCUCCCCUGGGCCUGGGCCUGGGCGGCGGCGGCUCCAACAAGUCCAAGUCCUGCGAGUUCUGCGGCAAGGUCUUCAAGUUCCAGAGCAACCUGAUCGUGCACCGGCGCAGCCACACGGGCGAGCGGCCCUACAAGUGCCACCUGUGCGACCACGCCUGCUCCCAGGCCAGCAAGCUCAAGCGGCACAUGAAGACGCACAUGCACAAGACGGGCUCCAUCAGCAGCUCGCCUGAGCCCGGCAGCGGCGGCGGCGGCAAGGACGCAUCGUCAGGCGAACAGUGCAAGAACAGCACGGCCGGAGGCUCGGACGGCAUGGGACAGGAGGACGAGGAGGAGGAAGAGGAGGAGGAGGAGGAGGAGGAGGAAGAGGAGGAGGAGGAGGCCCUGCCGCCGCAGCAGAACGGCAGCCGGCCCGGCUCCAACCUCAGCAUGGACUCGCCGCCGUUCAGCCGCAACCGCAACAACAACAACGGGCCGCGGGCGUCUCCCGACGAUGACAAGGGGCACGAGAUGGGGCGCGCCGGUCUCUACAGCAACAACCUGGACAAUCAGAUGAGGGGGCUGCCCAACAUGCACGGGCGCCCUCCGCAAGGCCGCGCCUCUGAGGAGGAGGAGGAAGAGGAGGAGGAAGAGGAGGAAGACGAGGACCAAUCAGGGAGGGAGAGGAGACACCAGAUGCAGCAGCAGCAGGAACAUCAACAGCAGCAGCAGCGGGAGCAGCAGCAGCAGAAGCAGCAGCACCUCAUGGUCAAUGGCCGUGACUGCCGUGACUCGAAGGACUCCCUCCCCGGGGCGCUGUUCCGCCGCAAGCCCAUGCCCAUCUCCAGCAGCAGCCCAGGCCUGUCGGACUCCAAGCGCAUCAAGGUGGAGAAGGACCUGGAGCUGCAGGUGCCCAUGCCCAUGCCCACGCUCAUCUCCACGGAGAAUGUCUACUCCCAGCUGCUGGCCGGCUACGCCGCCUCGCGCCACCACCACCACUUCAUCCGCGAGCCCUUCCUGGGCUUCCCGGACGCGCGCCAGUCCCCCUUCGGCACCUCCUCCGAGCACUCGUCCUCCGAGACGGGCAGCCUGCGCUUCUCCACGCCGCCGGACAUGCUGGACGGCAGGCCGCUGUCGGGAGGGGGCGGCGGCGGCGGCGGCGGCAGCGGUCGCAGCGGGGGCAGCGGCAGCAGCACGCCGCACCACGUCAGGGGCCCGGGGCCCGGCCGGCCGCCCACCGCCAGGGACCGCAGCCGCAACGACACCUGCGAGUACUGCGGCAAGGUCUUCAAGAACUGCAGCAACCUGACGGUGCACCGGCGCAGCCACACGGGUGAGCGGCCCUACAAGUGCGACCUGUGCAGCUACGCCUGCGCCCAGAGCAGCAAGCUGACGCGCCACAUGAAGACCCACGGCCAGUUCGGCAAGGAGGUGUACCGCUGUGACAUCUGCCACAUGCCCUUCAGCGUCUACAGCACCCUGGAGAAGCACGUCAAGAAGUGGCACGGGGAGCACCUGAUACCCAACGAGGUCAAGCUGGAGGAGGCCGAGCGGGUGUGAAGAGGAGAGGGGGUCAUGACUAUGUUCCCCGGGUCCUAUGUUCCCCGGGUCCUACACUCCCCCCACCCGGGGAGGACGGAACAAAUUCUGGAGGAGGCCGAACGGGUGUGAAGAGGAGGAGGUCAUCCCUAUGUUCCCCGGGUCCUAUGUUCCCCGGGUCCUAUGUUCCCCGGGUCAUAUGUUCCCCGCAACUGGGGAGGACGAAACUAAUUCACAACUCAGAAACAUCGCAUUACUGACAGGUUAUAGGUCCAGGGAUGGUUUUGGGAAGGGUUAGACACAAUGCGAAGGACAUAGAACCCUUUUUUUUAGAAAAGUUCUCCAGUCCCAUACAAAGACCGGGGAAUAUAGGACCCGGGGAAUAUAGGACCUGGAGAACAUAGGACCAUAGGACCAGGGGAACAUAGGUACGCUCCCCUACAGACACCUCUCCCAUUUGCUGGAGGUACAUCCUCUGUACCCAUACGUACCAUACACACAUGUCACUGUCAGACACCACCACAGGAGUACACCGCUCCCUUCCUUCCUUCCUUGCCAGACUUUAUUAUGGGGCUGACUGGAUGACUUUUUGGUUAUUGUUUUGUUUUUGUUACUGUUUCUUUCCUUACUUGGACUUGUGGAAUGACACUUUUUUUCCGUUAUCGUUUCUUUGAUUUGUUUUCUUGUUACAGGGAAGAUAAAAAAAACCCACCUGAGAAAAAGGACAAUAGGAACUGGAUGUGUGCUGUUUUAAAGUUGUCAAAACAAACAAAAAAUCAGUGUGAGAGAAAAAGAAAAAGGCAGAAAGACAAAAAACCAAGCCUUGUGUGGUAUCACCCAACAGAAAAAGGAGUUUAGUUGUGUAGGAAAUGAAUCCAUGGCGCCUUUCUACUGUGCAAUAAUAUCUAUAUUUAUUGGGUUGUUUUGUAAUGGAGCAAGGCAUGUGCAGACCUGUGCAUUAUUGAGGUGUGUUGAUAAUUUCUCAUGGAGAUAGUUUUGAAAUGCUGGACUUCUUUGGAAAAAAAAAAUAGGCUACAAUAUUGAGACAUAUACUGAGAUGUUGGCCAGAAAUGUGCCAUUUUUUUUAUUCAUCUUUUUUGUUGUUGUUGUUGAUGAUGUCGAUGACCAGGGAGGUGGUUAUGUGCCCCAUUGAAUUUCCUAAACGAAGAGACCAACUUCUUAAAAAAAUAUUUUUUCUUUUCAAGGACAUAAGCUUACUACAAUCCCUUUUUAUUAUUAUUAUGAUCUCAUUAGUGGAAAGCACUGAAAUGUCAGCUCGACAAUAAAUAGUAAUGGGAAAAAAUGAAAGGAUUUUGAAAAAAUCCUUGCGCAUUGAAGGCAGCUGAACGGUAGUUAUACUGCCAUGUAUGUGAUUAGUGGGAUAAAAAAGAACCAUGACCCUUUUAAGUCAAUCAUUCACACAAACCCGGGCAUAUGCAGUGGAUGAUCCUUGAAUAUAUAGCUAGAAAGUCUGGAAUACCAAGAAAAGCUCAUUUGUGUGAAGAAAAAAAAAAUCACUGAGAUUGGGGUGGAGUGGGGUGGGGUGGGUAACUACAGAGAGAUUUGGACGUAGUGGCUCAGAUCCUCUCGAUGCAAUUCUCAGAUUAUCAAAAUGUUUACGUUGGCAACCCUGUCAUCCCUCUUAUCGUCUUUUUUUGUUUAUUUACUCCAUUUUCCCUCACCCUCAUCCGAUCCGAUCCAAGCAGAGCAGACGUUGUGUGCUGCACUGUGCUGUGCUGCGUUGUGCUGUUCUGUGCUGCGUUGUGUGCUAGGCUAGGCUCUUUAGCAUCGGGGAAGCGAAAAUCAAAACGCCACCACAGCAGAAAUGUGUUGCAUUCCUAAAUCUGUUAGACAUUAACACUGAUCUCUCAGACAUGCCGCUGGCUGCCCUGGUUUCCCCAGCCAACGCUGCCACCCCUCACCAACUAUCCGCCCGCCUGCCAGACUGCCUGCCCGACUGCCUGCCCGCCUGACUGCACAACUCACGUUUUCUUUCUUUCUCUGCUUCUGUCGUUCUUUCUUUCUUUCUUUCUUUCUUUCUUUCUUCCUUUUUUCUCAAUGGUUCUUUCCUUCCUCCUUCCUAUCUUUUUUUCUGUCCCAUUCGCUCUAUGACUUGUGCUCUUCAUGUGUGUCUUAAGACCUGGUUGUUGCUUUGAGCAGCGCUGUGCCAUUACGUAGAUGUAGUGGCUGAUCCCCACCACACAGCUUCACACUCCAAAUAUUACACUGUUACACUCCUGUCACUGAGGGCGCAGUCUAAGGGGGCAUUGUGCACGUGUGUGUGUGUGCAUGUGUGUCGGUUGAGUGUGGCCCAGCCCAGCAAGGGCCCUGAUGAAAAUGAUUUUCUCAUUAGCGCUUUUC
Messenger RNA from Engraulis encrasicolus (European anchovy), 6159 nucleotides. Its product is annotated as B-cell lymphoma/leukemia 11B-like. Bases 850 to 3819 code for a protein of 989 amino acids. Gene Ontology annotation, cellular component: nucleus. Lineage: Eukaryota; Metazoa; Chordata; Actinopteri; Clupeiformes; Engraulidae. Gene Ontology annotation, molecular function: DNA-binding transcription factor activity; RNA polymerase II cis-regulatory region sequence-specific DNA binding. The transcript is spliced from 3 exons. Gene Ontology annotation, biological process: positive regulation of transcription by RNA polymerase II. The record is from RefSeq and is a predicted model, not a curated record.